Dichomitus squalens LYAD-421 SS1 is the source of this 1405-nucleotide messenger RNA. RefSeq names its product peptidase C14. Lineage: Eukaryota; Fungi; Basidiomycota; Agaricomycetes; Polyporales; Polyporaceae. Gene Ontology annotation, biological process: proteolysis. Bases 102 to 1118 code for a protein of 338 amino acids. Gene Ontology annotation, molecular function: cysteine-type endopeptidase activity. The record is from RefSeq and is a predicted model, not a curated record. The transcript is spliced from 15 exons.
CUCCCGUCCCCAUCGAUAUACGCCGCGGCGUCAACGAGUGGACGCCUCCUUUGACUGUUGUACUGUAUUCCCCUUAUUAGUUUCUUCGCUCGAUCACCGCGAUGCCGGUCACCAGUAGGCGGAUCGUCAAGGAGGCGCUGCUCGUCGGCGUCAGCUACGCAACUAACGAUAACCUGAAGGAUAACGACUUUCCGCCGCAGCCCGGCGCACACAAGGACACGCUUGCUUUGCGGAGGUUGCUCACGAGCAAGUAUGGGUAUGAGGAGAAGGAUAUUACGACGCUGGUCGACUCCGAAGAAGUACCGCACGAGUCCUGGCCGACGAAGGAGAACAUUCUCCGGGCGAUGAAGGACCUCAUUGCCGACAAGCAGGCUGGGGACCACAUCGUGUUCGCAUUCUCCGGGCACGGUGGCCAGGUCAAGGCCCUGGUCGAGUCGGAAGAAAUCGACGGCAUGGAUGAAAUCUUGCUGCCGGUGGACUGUACUGUCGACCCAACCAGCCUGGACAACUACUUUGUAAACUUCAUCCGGGAUGACGAAAUACGGGACAUAUUCGUCAACCAGCUCGACGCAGGUGUUCGAUGCACACUGAUCUUCGACUGCUGCCACUCCGGGACAGCAUCAGAUCUCCCGAGCGUCGAGUCCCCAAUCGCCACGACGCCAGGCUCGCCUCUGUUCGGCAGCAUCAGUCCUCGGUCUACCGGAGCGCGUGCUCCUGGCUCGUUCGCUCAAUUGGAGACGCUGCAUGAUGGGCAUGCCAACGGUGCCGAUAGCGCCCCGUACUUGUGGCCCGGCGCGCGGGCUGCGAGCAUCAGUUAUUUCGAGAAGGCAGUGACGUCGUGGUCGGCUUGCCUGGACGACCAGCUUACGUUUGGGAGGAAGAGUGGCGGGAUUUUCGUGAAGGCCUUCACGCAUGCCCUUGAGUUAAACCCCGCCCCCACUCACGGGGAGCUGCUGCAGUCCCUGCGAACAAGCCUCAUAAAGGUCAUUGAGGACGUGAACCGAAGGCAUGUAGUGUCCUCUCGAGGAGACACUUUGUGGAGCGCCUGUGUUCCUCCCCGCCCUCAGCUCGGCAGCCUUUGUCCGAAGACCAUCUUGCAAACGCAGUUCACCUUGUGAAUCUCGAGGCGUUCUUUCCCGCUCCGAUUUGUCGUUCAUGUGGGCUUUACGCUCGCAUUAGCUUAUCACCGCCCUUGGAACCGUUGCGCUGGGUUGUGCCAGCGAUUUUUCCCUUUAUUUCUUCGUACUGUAGGAUACUCAGCUGCUCACGAAAACCUACAACAGUCGACCAUUCAUUCCAGUUGUAGUAAUCUGUUAUACAUUACUGUAUCAUUGCCAAGCCUAGGCGCUGUAUAUAAUGUAACAUGAGUAUGCUCGUUAUUUCGAUCGAGUUUGUUCUGCACCGC